This is a messenger RNA of Salvelinus fontinalis (brook trout), 1075 nucleotides long. RefSeq names its product tRNA-splicing endonuclease subunit Sen15-like. NCBI's taxonomy places the organism in Eukaryota, Metazoa, Chordata, Actinopteri, Salmoniformes, Salmonidae. The record is from RefSeq and is a predicted model, not a curated record. Gene Ontology annotation, biological process: tRNA splicing, via endonucleolytic cleavage and ligation. The transcript has 5 exons. The coding region runs from base 1 to 498 and encodes 165 amino acids. Gene Ontology annotation, molecular function: nucleic acid binding.
AUGACUGUAUUUGUUAGUGACAGGUGGCUGUUGAAGUCCUUCAUUGUCAGUCCUGUGGCCGACACCAAUGUGAUUGAGGAACCACUUCCCCCUAACUGUGUUUUACAGCAUCCAAAGUACCAGCAUCUGAUCAUCCUGGAUGUUGGAAACAGUGCUCAAGUGCAUGCAGCUUUCUUGGUGCACCUGGAUCUUGCUGAACUAAAGUGUAAAGACGUGAGUUGUGUGGGGUGCUCUGAGCUGCGACUGGUGUUGCCGGAGGGAAGGGAGAAGGUUGGAAAAGCCCAGACGGUGCCCCCACUACCUGAACACAGAGGCCUGAGCCACAGAAAUAUGCGGUCAGUGCUGGUCAGAGGGUCGACCAUGCUGCUGUAUGUGGUGGCACCUGACUCCAGCCUGGUGUACCAGAGGAUGUGUGACGGCCUGCUGACCCCUCUACUAACCGUGGGCAUCCAGGACCAGGGCCGCCGGCAGCACCGCAAGAGACGCCAGCAGGAGUGAACUGCAAGAGAACCAAAGUGACUAUAGAAGUGACCGCUGCGUUCUCAUUAUUCAUUCUGCAACGAACCACAGGAGACAGGGAUCGUUAGUAGACGGCUAUGGUCUGGUAAUGAACACUGCAGUGACCAGAAGUGAACCACAGACUGACUGGCAGGCUGUUGUGGUCUCGUAAUGAUGAACCAAAGUGCACCUGGGAGAUUAUUGUUGAGAAUUUGCCAGUGUUUUCCCUACCUCAAAUUUGUCAGGGAGGGCCUCCCUAGCCUAGCUUUCAUUGCUUCCUACCUGAACUGUUUUUGGGAACCCGGGCAUAGCAACUUUGAUAGGGUCAACAGCUAGCCUACCAGACCUUUACAUCAACAACAUAGCUCAGGCAGUAGGAAGCUCUCUCAUCCAUUUAUAUGCAGAUGAUAGUCUUAUACUCAGCUGGCCCCUCCCCGGAUUUUGUGUUAAACGCUCUACAACUAAGCUUUCCUAGUGUCCAACAAGCUUUCUCUGCCCUUAACCUUGUUCUGAACACCUCCAAAACAAAGGUCAUGUGGUUUGGUGAAAACGCCCCUCCCCCCACAGUUGUGACUAC